Pogonomyrmex barbatus (red harvester ant) is the source of this 1625-nucleotide messenger RNA. RefSeq lists its product as uncharacterized. Gene Ontology annotation, cellular component: membrane. The record is from RefSeq and is a predicted model, not a curated record. Lineage: Eukaryota; Metazoa; Arthropoda; Insecta; Hymenoptera; Formicidae.
UGACAAUUGUUUAUCUUUGAUUUAAAUACUACGGAAGAAUUAUUAUUCUGGGAAGUAAUAUUAUUAUAUACAUUUGACAAUAGAAAAGAAUCACUUGAAUCAUAUCAGUUUCAGAUCUGUCCUGUUAGAGAAAAUUUUCUAAUCUUCGAAUUAAUCGUACAUACUUUAUAAUCAUCAGCGUUAAUUAACAAAUGGAAUGUAUAUAAGAUAAAAUAAAAACACUUAGUUAGGAUUAAUACGUGAAUUAAUCAUAUGUUUCACAUCACUCUCUACUUUCUUCAACAAUUUCUAUUAUCGGUCUAUUUGAUAUUAAAUAAAUUAUCUUUCUCGCAAAUUGCGGCCCUGUAACAUUAUAUGUACUUCAAAAAAUACGAAUAACAACUUGCGUAAAAAUGGUUACUUUGGCCAACAUAUUCGUUGAUGCUUGAUCUUCGAUUUCGAAUUAAAUUUAAAAUUUCAUCAUCCAUAUUACUGCUUUUCCUACCAGCCUAUCUCUCUCGUGUUGUAUUUAUCUAUCUCAUCGAAUCUAAAUUCGAAAUCCGAAUAAUAAUAAAUAUUGAUAUAAACUCGCAUCUGUAACCGCAUCGCUAUACUAAUGUAACCAUUAUCUAUGUAACCACUACAUUAUCCCGUAUUUCGAAUAUCUCGAAAAGAAUGAUACGCACCGUUGAGAUUUAUCUUUUCACUGCACUUCAUGCAUUCCAUUUAACAUUGUGGCAAGAACGGUUCUAUGUAUAUAUAUAUAUAUAUAUUGGCCAUGUAUGCGCCAUCAUGUGCGUGCAGAAACGGUUCUGUAGCGGCGGUCGGAAUAAUUUUAUGCGCAUGAUGCAUUUUACCAUAGAUGCAUUCACGCUCUGUAUGUCGUAACACCGCUUUACUCCACCAUUACUACUAAUUGAUAGAACCUAUAAAUAUGACGUUCUCCACAAAGCGUCAGUUCUUAUCGAACAUGCUUUGGCGGCUCUUCGCGCUUCUGACAUUGGGCGAUUUCAUCGCCAUUUGUUCUUGCGAACCCGUAAAUAGAAAUCCGCAGACCCGUCUGCUGAAAGCUUUGAGGACAGUCGAGUGUACUAACAAUGAGCGUGACAUCCCCACGUGCAAAACCAACAAGUUGGUCGAUACUUUUCCGCCAAAGAGCGAAAAUCAAACGCAAGCCAGCAGGAAAUUUCAACAAGAUCACUUAGAUAUCAAUGUAUCGAGUGAAGUUUCUGCUCGAAAGAAAGACAAAGAUAAAAAAGGAUCCGGAAAAAUAGUUGUCUAUAUGUUAGCUGCUUUGAAAGCAGCAAUGAUUUAUGGACUAUUACAUGGUGUUGCAGCUCUUGCAGGAAAGGCGAUAUUACUUGCCAAAAUAGCUUUAGUAAUCGCUAUUGCUUCACUUGUAAAAAAGAAUGAUUCUGAAAAAGUUUCUUAUGAAAUAGUGAAACAUCCACAUACCAGUUACAUACACACCCAUAGCUCAAGCGUCGACUACGAUCAUCGCAGUGAUUAUAAUGAUGAUCGUAAUGAUUAUCGAAAUGAUUAUCGUAAUGAUUAUGUUUACGAACAUCGAAAGCGAAGACAGCUUAGAUUUUAAUAAACAAUAGAUUUUAAAUAUUUUAAAAUUGAAAAUCUGCACAUAAAAUAAA